AUGCUCCCGGGGUCUUUCCCCGACUCAGUCCCCGCCACUCCAAAUGAAACUCCGCAGCCUCCAACUCCGGCAGACAAGCAUCGUCAGUUCAACAAGCUGCAAAGGUCUGGUGACACCCGCGGCCACAGUUACACCGACUCCGGCGUGGGAUUGACCGAUUCGGAGCCGAUCCAGUCCGCUAGACCUGUAGAGUCCAGAACAGCCGUCCCUGAGGAAGUCGCUGGGAGCGGCACUACUUUCAGCCGUGAUGGCAAUCAAGGGUUGGAGACGGGUGCAGCAUCGACUACAUUGUCGGCGCAGCGCGCCGAUGACGACGUCAUAUCUGGCAGCAACAAGACGAAGCAACUGGCCCCUGACCUCGCAGAAGGAAUGCCUGACCCCGCGAGACCUGCCAACGCCAAGGCAGUCGACCAGAGCAAGCAAUCUGACAGGGAGUCUACUCCGUACUGGGGUGAUCUGCCCGCUCAGGCCGGCGUGUACAACUCGGUAGCAGGUCACGGAAGUGCCGUCGAUGACCACCCCCAGCAUCACCAUCUGCGACCAAAGUCAAAGUCGCCAGACAGAGCCGUCAUUGUCGGCCACGUCGGCGACUAUCCCAGGGGCGGUGGUGUCUACAACACCGUAGUUGGCCAUGGCAGCCGAGACGAGGAGUCCAAGCGCCACUCCCACAGCCCGCGGCGCAGCACCGACAAGGCCGCCAACAUGGCUGCGCACGCUCGGGAACCUGAUGACCUGCUUAAUACCCCCUGGCCCAAAGUUCCUGAGGGGCGGCAACGGAAGUCUCCAGAGAAUGCCCACGGCAUUGCUCCGGGAUUCCUGCCUGAGCUUGCCGUUCGGGACGACGUCCACUUGCUUGCCGAGGCAAAAGCUCGGGAUGAAGAACGUGUCUGCUCUCAGCCGAAGCAUGAUACAAGCCCCCAACGCGCGUUUCCUUUGGCACCAAAAGCUGCCGAGCAUCACGGUGAGGGCACGGGAGCUGCAGGCGUCGGUGCGGGAAUUACCGCCGGCCAGUACCUGCGCGACCGCAGGGAGGACAGCACCCGCCUAACCCAACGGUCUCAGGAUGAGAAGGAGACAUACCCGGUAACCGGGAGAGAACGCCGCCGGAGUCUUGGAGGCCAUACAGCAGAGAACCGCCGACGCUCCAGACAGAGGUCUCCAGCUGAGAAUGCUGGCACCCACCAGGAUGAUUCUCCCACCAAGCACAAGCUCUUCGGCAUCUUCCACCGUCACAAGGACAAUGACAAGGAAGAAUCGGGUGCACACCGCAGGAAGUCUGCCGGUGAUCAUGGUGAUACUGCGAGGGAAGGCCGCCCAGUAGCCCACAGCCCGAACCGGCUACAGAAACACACCCGGGGCGGAUCAACCGGGGACCGGAAGAGAUCAUUGUCACGUUCUAAGGCCGACGGCAACAAGCGUUCUAGCAUCGGCAAAGAUAACGUCGGUGCCGGUGCGGGAGCCUUCGGCCUCUUGCACCGCAGAAAGAACAGCGUCAGCGAGCAUCCCCGGGACGCAACAGCUCCAAACUGGCCGCUGACCGCUGACGCUGGCGGAGUUGGGCCGGCAGGCGAGGCGCCAAGGCAGGUUGAACAAGUUUCCACCCCGUUCGAACACCCCAGAGAGGCGCCGCUACCACCCUGGUCCGGGGGUGAACAGGCUGCGGACGCAGCAGCCGAGCAUCGCCCCUACAACACCCUGCCUAGUGGCAUCCAGUCAGGAGUGCAGCACGCGAAAGCAGCUCCGUCAGCCAACGAAGGAAUUGUGACCAACGAGCCGGGACACUACAAGACCCUCGCCUCGGGCACCGCUUCCGGCGUCGCUGUGGCCUCGGCUGCUAAGCCUGAAAGGCAGGAUGUGGUUUCUCACGAACGAGGAGACUACAACGUGCUCGCAUCGUCCGGUGCCCCCAAGACCGGUGCUAGCAGGAACAAUGUGAAGGCAAGCGAGACCAGCGAUUACCACGUGCACAAAUCUUCCGGCAGCCCCUCUCCGACUAGGCAAGACGAUGCCGAGGACGCCGCCGAGUACAAUGUCCUCCCAUCCGGCACACCCUCUGGCGUGAAGGUGAAGCCCAGGUCCACCCACCACAGCGGGCCCGCCGCCCACGACCAAGUCAGUCGCGGCCAGCGUAACCCCCGCUUGCCAGAGGAGCCCCCCUCGCUGCCACCCGUGGACAUCACCUCCUCCCACGUCCAAACCCUGAGGGACCUGUCAGGAGCGCCGGCCGCAGCCGAGGGACUAAUCCCCGCCAACCCGACUUAUCCCCACGCGGAGUUGGCGCAGCACAUGAGUCCGGAGGUCAUGCCGGACUCUUACAGGGCGUCUUCGUCUUCUGCACCGGGCCAUAGCCAUAACCAAAACGACCACCACCAUCAGCAGUCCCAAUACCAA
Chaetomium strumarium is the source of this 2391-nucleotide messenger RNA. RefSeq lists its product as uncharacterized. The transcript is spliced from 2 exons. The annotation marks the transcript as partial. The record is from RefSeq and is a predicted model, not a curated record. Lineage: Eukaryota; Fungi; Ascomycota; Sordariomycetes; Sordariales; Chaetomiaceae.